This is a messenger RNA of Entrophospora sp. SA101, 130 nucleotides long. The record is from the annotation of a GenBank genome assembly. NCBI's taxonomy places the organism in Eukaryota, Fungi, Glomeromycota, Glomeromycetes, Entrophosporales, Entrophosporaceae.
AUGGGCAAUGAGCAUAGCAUUUGUAGAUUAAAAGUUCAAUUAAAUGAAACUUCUGAAAAAUUUACUCCAGCUAUUCGUGGGUCAGUUACAUUAACAAAGUUUUACCAACGCCAAAAGGUUUACUUUUUUA